AUUCCCCCAUUACCAAUUCUCCAAACAAACUCAAUCAAAUAUCUCCAUUCUUCAAAGAGUCAAAUUCCACAUCUGAAAAACCAAGAUGGGUUUCUCCAUAACCUCAACCCCAUCAACCUCAAUGACCCGAUCCCAUUACCACACUCACAAGCUCUUCCUCUACACAAACUACAUUCUCCUCGGCGCUGCCUCGAGCUGCAUUUUCCUUACUCUCUCCCUCCGUCUCCUCCCUUCUCUCUGCGGCCUCUCCCUCAUCUUCCUCCACAUCCUCACCAUUGCUGCUGCCGUCUCCGGCUGUGCCAUGGCUGCCGCUUCCUCGACUCGAUGGUUCGGUGUCCACAUGGUGUUCACUGUCUUGACAGCGAUAUUCCAAGGAUCGGUGGCAAUGCUUGUGUACACAAGAACAGGGGAUUUUCUGUUGGAGUUGAAAUCUUAUGUUAGAGAAGAAGAUGGGGCUGUGAUAUUGAAAUUGGCUGGUGGAUUGAGUGUGGUUAUGUUUGUAUUGGAAUGGGUUGUUCUUACUUUGGCAUUCUUUUUGAGGUAUUAUGCUUUUGUGGAAGGUGAUGGGAGUAAUAACAAUGGUGCGGCUAUGAGAAGUGCUAAAGUUCAACAGGAUGAGGAUUUGAAAGAUUGGCCAUGGCCUUUUCAAGUUUAAUUAAUGUUUUUUUUUUUCUUUUUAGUGUAAUUGGUUGAAUCGAUUUGUUAUUCUUUGUUGGGAACUAUAUGAUGUUGUGUAUUUUUGUGUUGGUUUAUUUAUUGUAGUGGGGUUUGACAGAAAAUGUGGAAAUUUCUUAAGUGAAAUGUUGGAGAAUUUAAUCUAAUAUUAUGAUGAUGAUGCUCUGUUCUUUU
Molecule: messenger RNA, 849 nt
Organism: Cucumis melo (muskmelon)
Lineage: Eukaryota; Viridiplantae; Streptophyta; Magnoliopsida; Cucurbitales; Cucurbitaceae
Exons: 1
Coding region: 86-655 (189 amino acids)
Source: RefSeq, a predicted model, not a curated record